UAUGACUCGGAAAAUAUAAGCAUUGCGAGUAUUAUCGUUGAGUAGUCGGUUAAGAUUCGUUUUACGGAGAAGGAACUAAGGCAGCGCUCGACGAGUUUUCGUAACUCAGCUAUCCUUCGAAUUGCAAGAUGAUUCCAACUUCUAACUCAUUAAAUACUAUGGUCGAACAACUUCAACUAAUCUCAGAUUUAUCGUGUGAGCAAAGAAUUGCUGAAAAUGAGACUGAAAUGGCAAAUUUACGUGGCAAAGCCGAGAGGAUGCAGCUUUUUCCUCAAAGCACCGAAUCAAUGGACGAUUGGCGACAGACUCUCAGAGAAAUGGACCAGUACCUGGAGUCCCAAAAUGCAUUGUCACUUAAUCGUUCAAGACGACGGAGUGUUUCAGAAGUAGAAGAUUUUUUCAGCGAAAGUGAGAGUGACACUUCGUCUAACCCCGAUACAUCUUCGUCAGUAGAUUCUAACGAAAUGUUGGGCGUCGACUUUAAUGAGAAUGGCGAACAAAGUUUUUACGGGCCUCGAGGAGAUAAGUCAUACGACAGCCAGCUGAAUAAUACAGAACAGGCAUAUUGCCCGGCAUCAGUUAAUGAAAUGACAUCUUUUGUACAUUCGUCGUCGCCACCCCCGCUACACCAUCUACCGAGGCCUAGCAUGGCGAACUUAGACCCAACGAACACCAUCUGCGAUGCCCUUACUCAGACCUACGUACAACUGCCGGUUACAACGCAACCCUGUGGAAUGAACUUCUUACCCACACCACCUCAUUCAAAUCCUGGCUCGCCUGAAAUGAACUUAAAUCAAGUUAUUCCAAACCAGUUCAUAAUUUUCUCUCCGCCUCCACCAUACUCAAGAAGAGAAAACCCCGAUCUACAAAAACGACGAGUGCACCGUUGUGAAUACCCUGGCUGCACUAAGGUUUACACCAAGAGCUCACACCUCAAAGCACAUAUUCGAACCCAUACCGGAGAGAAGCCAUACAAAUGCUCGUGGGAUGGAUGCACUUGGAAAUUUGCGCGAUCUGAUGAAUUAACACGUCAUUUUAGAAAACACACUGGUGCCAAACCGUUCAAAUGCAGGCAUUGUGACAGGGCAUUCAGCCGAUCUGAUCACCUAGCACUGCACAUGAAGAGGCAUCAGAAUUAAGUAAUGCAGAGUGCUUACAUCGUCAGUGGCAUUUCAAGGCAUCCCACUGCAUUGCUUCAUUACGGAGUCAUAGUGCAGCCAUGGAAGAGGCAUAUUCCGAACUGUGCAGACAUAUGUAACGUGGCUACCGGUCGAUGGAUAAAGAAAGUUACCCCACAAGAACCAAAGCCAAGAAGACCUAUUUUAAAAACUAACUCAAAUUGCAUCACAAUGAAGAAGAGUCUACAGAAGUUUCGGGACUGAUAUUAAAAACACGGCAAUAAGGGAAAACAUUUUUGCUUGGCCUUCAAUAUAAUAUUAAGUUUCAGAGAUUAAUUUUUUCAUUCGCAAAUUAUCGCAGUUACAAUUGAUGGCAAUUCGACUUGAAUUUAAGCUGAAACCGCAGAAACAACAAAUCAAAUAUCUGCAACCAAGGUUGCAAAUUUUUCGAUUUAGUUUGAAUUUUGCGGCUUUUCGUGUUAAAAUUUGAUGCAAGAUUUCAGCGAAUUGCGAAAUGCCAUUAAUCACAUGUCUCAUAUUUGCAAUUUUAAACUCGUUUUUUAGAUGAGUGGCUAAUUCAAAAUAUAUAAGAUAACAGUAUAACCCGCAAACUCGUAUUCUUCGCUAUCGAAGAAAAAUGUUACUGCAUUCUAUGAAUACCUCUUCGUUGUUUUCUGCUUUAGCAGAUACUUUUCUCCUUUGAAUCCAGUUUGUUUGCUAGAAAUUGUGACAAGUUUCAUCUGAACUCAUCAUAGCAUAGGCCACUAACAUUUUAGAAUAGUCAUCCUUAUUCCAUAAUUUUACUCAGAAAUUAAAGGUCGUCAUUUUUAAAUUUUCAAAAUUUUAUGCUCUGAAGCUCGUUUCCUUCGUUACAUAAUAUUUUUACAGGCCAGUAAAGCAAUCCUUUAGUGGUUUUUCGUUUAGGUUGUAAAUAACGCAACAACGCGGUUUUUAGGGUUGACACAACCACAUGGCCCAUAACGUACUUUAACAAUACUGUUGAUAACGCGGGUCGAUCAACAAUAGUUUCGCUUUUAUAUUUCAAUGUAUAAAUUGGUUUUGUUAUACGAAGUAGUAUGCUGUGUGUAAUAAGUCAUUCGUGGACUUUAAAUUUGUACAAAUUCACUUUUAGUUGUAUUAAGCGAAACAGGUUCCUUACAUGUAUUUCCUAAUCAUACAUCAUAGCAAUAGAAAAUGAAACGCAUAAAAA
Messenger RNA from Rhopilema esculentum, 2328 nucleotides. RefSeq lists its product as uncharacterized. Gene Ontology annotation, biological process: regulation of transcription by RNA polymerase II. The record is from RefSeq and is a predicted model, not a curated record. Gene Ontology annotation, molecular function: DNA-binding transcription factor activity, RNA polymerase II-specific; RNA polymerase II cis-regulatory region sequence-specific DNA binding. Lineage: Eukaryota; Metazoa; Cnidaria; Scyphozoa; Rhizostomeae; Rhizostomatidae.